CAGUCAAUCCUGGGUCGUCCACCUUCUCCGAUCUCCAUUUCCUUCCCCAAAACCAAACCGGGGAAGAGAAGAGGAGGAGAUCUCACUCCUGCACCUCCUCCCGCUCCAAUGGCGUCGCCACGCACCAACCCUGCCCCCUGCCUUCUCCUCCUCGUCGUCGCCCUGCUGCCGAUCCACGCCGCCCUCUCCGCGGCCGCGCCUUCCCCGGCCUACUCCACCCACUGCCCCGCCUUGCCCGCCGCCGCGGACCUCCUCAGGGGCAACGACAAAGACAACGACGACGGCGACGGCUCCGCCCACACGCUCCAGGUAUCCUCGCCCACGCUGCAACUCUCCACGGGCUACUUCUCCGGCGGCGGGGAGCGCCUCUUCGGCCCGGACCCGUCCUUCCGCCCGCGUUCCUUCUCGCUCCUCCCUUCCUCCGUGCUCCGCACCGCCGACCCCAACCUCCUCCACGUCACCGCGGCUCUCACCGUCUCCGGCGGCCGCCGCCCUUUCCUGCCGCCGCGCGGCGGGCGGCACCUCUUCCAGGUCGACGGGCAGACACACCGGUUCCGGCCCCGCCUACCGCGCUUCGUUGGCCGCCGCGGCACCCUCACCUUCGAGCUCGACGGCUACUACUCCUCCGCCUCCGGGGACCUCUGCAUGGUCGGCUCGGGAUCCGGCCGCGCCGCCGACGGCACCCCCGUGCGCCUCGUCCCCGCCGUGCUUCGCCUCCGCUUCCCCAGCCCCGCCAACCUCACCAGCUCCUUCGUCACCGGCCGCCUCCAGAGCACGGACUCCGACUCGUUCGACCCCGUCUCGCUCCUCGCCUACGCCGAGGAAGGGUACGCCUACGCCGAGAGCGCCUCCUGCCCUCAGGUAACACCCGCUGCGCGGAGCGCCCGUGAUGUGUUCGACGGGAGGAAUUUCUCGUGCAGCAACCUCAAGUCAGCGCUCAAAACGGCGUUCAGACUGGACUAUGCGAACGGCGGGCAGUUGGCCGCCUCCUCGCUGGGGAUCCACCAAAGGUACAUGUUCGUCAACCGAAUCCACUGCGCCGCCGACGGUGCUGUGCGUGCCUAUGUGGCGUUCUCAAACGUUUCGGAUUUUUCCAUGUAUUACUUCAUGGUCGGUGAGAAGGCGAUCGUGGCAGAGGGGUUCUGGGAUCAGAAUGCUAACCGGCUUUGCCUGAAAGGGUGUCAUGUGGUGAAUUCAGGACCAUCCCGUGCCGAGUUGGCGGUGGGUGAGUGUGGGAUUGGGAUGAGCUUCUGGUUCCCGGCAUUGUGGUCGAUUCAGGAACGGAGCAUUUCUGCAGGGUUGGUUUGGAAUACAAGCCUGAAAAGUGAGGAAGGCAUUGUUGGACAUUCCAAUGCAGCUCCGAACUUCAGGGGCAACAUUGCUGGUCUGAAGUAUAACUACACCAAAGUUGACGAGGCAAAAAAGUAUUACAAGGAGUCUGGCCUGAACAAGGCGAGGAAGGGAAAGUUCCCGGAUAGCAGUUCUUAUCGUGACUUGGCAUUCAGGUUCUACUUGCGGAAAGGAAGUGGUUCUGGAUACGCAUCACCGGUCACUAUUGGGUCAAUGUUGUAUGAUGGGAACUCGUUGGUGGUGCCUACCCUUUUCUCUCGCAAUGCAACGAUGGAGAUGAAGCAGAAGGUACUUAAUGUCAGCUAUGACAUUUACUAUGUUGGGAAUUGGUCACUGGAAACAUUUAGUCGUCAGCAUAUCUCGGCAGAGGGUGUUUAUGACACUGAGACAGGCACUCUGUCCCUGGUCGCAUGCCGAGAGGUUAACGUCUCAUCAGACUGUAAAAUUAUGUUAACUGCUCAGUUUGCUACUUUGGAUGCAAAAGCGACACAGCAUGUCCAGGGCAAAAUUAAGAGCUUGAGGGAGAAGACUGACCCUCUUUUCUUUGAAACACUGGACAUUGCUUCAUAUGGGAUGUACACAGACCAAGUGGAAAAAUCAAUAUGGAGAAUGGACUUGGAAAGCACCAUGGCCCUGAUCUCAAUGACAUUAUCGUGUAUCUUCAUUGCUGUGCAGCUAUUCCAUGUCAAGAAGGUUCCUGAAGCACUUCCUGCCAUGUCAAUCACUAUGCUCGUUGUUCUCGCUUCAGGUUACAUGAUCCCUCUUGUGCUGAACUUUGAGGCUCUCUUCAAGAACAACAACAAACAAACAUUUCAGUUCUCAGAUGGCGGUUGGCUUGAGGUGAAUGAAGUUAUGGUGCGUAUCAUUACCAUGGUAACAUUUCUGCUACAAUUGCGCCUUCUUCAGUUGGCAUGGUCCGGGCGAUCUGUGGAUGGAAGCAAACAUGAGAUAUGGGUUGCAGAGAAGAAAGUGCUCUGGAUUUGCUUGCCAUUGUACAUCCUAGGGGGAGUUGUAGCUUCGGUUGUCCACGUGAGAUCUAACCAUAGAGGAAGGAUGUUAAGGCACGUUGCUCGCAUCAUGCCGGUACGACAUGCAUUCUGGGAGGACCUUGUGUCUUACGGAGGAUUAAUACUUGAUGGGUUCUUGCUCCCCCAGGUCAUCUUGAAUGUGUUCUCAGCCUCCAAAGUCAGAGCUCUUUCCCCAGGAUUUUACAUUGGUAGCGCCUUAAUCCGUGCACUGCCUCAUGUAUACGAUGUGUUCAGGGCCCGGCAUUUCGUGCCUAGCUUGAGACCAUCUUACAUAUAUGCAAGCUCCCAUGAUGAUCUCUUCAGCCUGGCAUGGGACAUCGUCAUACCCUGUGGAGCAGUACUGCUGGCAUUGCUUCUGUUCUUCCAGCAGCGGCUUGGGGGUACCUUCUUCCUUUGUUCAAAGAACAGGAAGUCGAGCGAAUAUGAAAUGGUUUCCACGGCAACUUCGCCGUGAGAUAAAUAGAGGAAGCUUUUACAUGUAGAGUAAGAGAGAUAGUUGUUCUGUUUCCUGAUGGACGUCAUGUUUAUUUUACAAGCGCUCUUGUUUUCAGCAAAAUUAGUCACAUGCAUGUAUACGAGAGAAGAAAACAGACAGGCAAAGUUCGGUUCUUAAUUAGCUACUCCUUUCUUCAUGUUACUGUCCAGCUUUAUUACCCUUGUUGACCGUUCUGGCUCCAGAGACAGCUCUGGUGGAUCUGUAUAGCGAAUUACUUGAAAUCUGCUUCUGUUUUUCCAUC
Messenger RNA from Brachypodium distachyon (stiff brome), 3115 nucleotides. RefSeq lists its product as uncharacterized. Lineage: Eukaryota; Viridiplantae; Streptophyta; Magnoliopsida; Poales; Poaceae. The transcript has a single exon. Gene Ontology annotation, cellular component: intracellular membrane-bounded organelle. The record is from RefSeq and is a predicted model, not a curated record. The coding region runs from base 109 to 2832 and encodes 907 amino acids.